GCUGUCAUAACUACAUGUCAAUAAAGUAGAAAGCGGACGAAAACAAUUUUACUGCAACAUUUGGAGUCGUAUUCAAUAUGGCGUUACGGAGUGAAUAACUGACUACACAAUGCACCAAGGCGACGCGUAUCAACCUUCGAGGGACUUGAAUCUUUCGUCAACUUGAAAUGUCUGACCUCUUAAACAUGGAUGAAGAAAUGAAUUCACAGAGGAGCGUGACUGGUGACAGCCAGGAUGAAAGUCAGCUUCUCUGUCCAACCCCUGAGCAAGAUGGAGAUAGUUUUUUAGGCAGAGACACCGACGACUCUGAGUCUGGGUUUUCCGGUAUGAGAAGUAGUCCGGCUCCGACGCAUUGUUCUAAUGGACAGAAAUCUAAAAGACCCACUUCCCCUGGGCCUCACCCUGUGAAAACAACCUGCGUUGCUGUACACUCCCACAAUCCCACCUGCUGCCUCAGUCCGAAGAAGGCCCCGGGUCCCUCCAACGACGUGGAGAUGCAAAGUCCAGACAGCCCUGGCGCUAAAAUGCCACUCGUCACCAACUCUGCAGACGGCCACGGAGAUGCCACCAAUGCCGGCGUGGAUGAGUGUGGCUUUGCAGACGCUCAGGGAGACAGAUCUGAUGCUGGAAGUUUGGCCAACAAGAGAGCGCCGCGUGUUUCCAUGGGAACUGGGGAUGCCAUCACCGCAGACUGUAGUGAAGCAUCAGAAAUGAGUCAGGACUUCAUGCAGUCCGCAUCUGAAGGCAGUGUUUCACCCCCGACACGUGAGAUGAGGAGAGCAUGGCUUGGAACGCCCAUAGAUGAGCUGAACAGGAUGCCCCAGUGUGCCCCACCUCUGUCUCACCUGAAAGCACUGCCGAACCACACUGUCACAGUCAGGACAGAUCUACUCAGGGAGGGAGACGUGCCCGUCCCCUACCCCGGCAAGUUCAAAGACGCGUGGGACGAUGUUUCUGUGAAGAUGCCUUGCUCGGAGAAGAAUCUGUUUCCAAUGGAGGCCGAGGACGGAGGUGGCGUCCAGAGUCGCUGGGAGUUGAUCCACUCUGCCUUGCAAGGAGGGUUCAAAAGUUCCCUGGAUGUGAGGGAUGCUAUAUUGAGGUACAACACGGCACACGCAAAGAAGUGGGACUUCACUGCACUCAACCUUCUUUGCACCGAGUGUCUGGAGCAUUGUGAGGUUCAACACCUGUACGAGGUGGUGCUGCCUUCCAUGGUCAAGCUGGCGCUCAGUGCUCCUCGCCUCUGCACCAUGCCAAUCCCGCUGCUGAAGUCACGGUUGAACCAUUCCCUGACCAUGUCUCAGGAGCAAAUUGCCUGUCUUCUGGCCAACGCCUUCUUCUGCACAUUCCCCAGACGCAACUCCCGCAAGUCAGAGUACUGCAACUAUCCUGAGAUCAACUUCUACAGGUUAUUUGAAGGCUCCUCAUCAAGAAAAAUCGAGAAAUUGAAAACACUGAUGUGCUACUUCAGGAGAGUUACACACACCAGGCCAAAGGGUCUUGUGACAUUCACAAGACAAACCUUGAACAAUCUGCCAACUUGGGAGAACUGCCAGUCUCAGCUAACACGCUUACAUAUCACCUGUGAAGGCACCAUUGAGGAUGACGGUUACGGGAUGCUGCAGGUGGACUUUGCAAACAGAUUUGUAGGCGGUGGCGUCACGGGAAACGGCCUGGUCCAAGAAGAGAUCCGGUUCAUCAUCAACCCCGAACUCAUCGUGUCCCGUCUCUUCACCGAAGCGCUUGAGCACAAUGAAUGCCUCAUCAUCACAGGUGCUGAACAGUACAGUAAAUAUUCAGGCUAUGCUGAGACCUACAAAUGGGACGAGAGCUACAAAGAUGAAACUCCCAGAGAUGACUGGCAAAGACGAUGCACCGAGAUCGUGGCCAUUGAUGCUCUGAAAUAUAAACACUUCAUGGAGCAAUUUCUCCCGGAAAAGAUGACCCGAGAGCUCAACAAGGCAUACUGUGGAUUCUUCCGAAAUAAUGCCAACAGAAAGCACCUCUCGGCCAUUGCCACUGGCAACUGGGGCUGUGGAGCUUUCGGUGGAGACACAAGACUCAAAGCGCUGAUUCAGCUGAUGGCUGCGGCAGAAGCUGACAGAGACGUGGCCUAUUUCACGUUUGGAGAUCCCCAGCUCAUGCGAGACGUUCACGACAUGCACGCUUUCCUGACUGAGAGACAAGUCACUGUGGGGAGGCUGUACAGUCUUUUGAACCAGUAUUCCCAUUUGGUUUGCAAGAACUGCCGCAAGACAAGACCUGACGUCACCCUCUACGCUUUCAUCUACCAGAGCUUCUCUUCCCCCGCCACCGCCGAUGCCUUGGACUCCGCUAAGGAUUCUGGGAUGUCCCCUGUAACAUCGGACUCUCAUUAAAAAAAAAAGGGGUGUGUACAGGAGGUUCCUCUUGGUCCUCCUAACUAAUAAGACUCUGAUUACAAUCACUCUUACACUCUCCCUAUAAGGGUGCCUUCAAAAAUGGUACGCUUGGUUCAGUUGAAGGGAACUGUUGAAGGGAACUGUAGCGGGCUUUGGGAUUCGUUCGGUGACCGACACCGUUUGAGGCGUGGGUCUCACUUGGCUUGCAGCAAAAAUGGCAUCUAAAUGACAAAUCUGUUAGAGAAAAGGUGUUGGAAGUGUAGUAUUUCUGCUUGUCACCCUUUAAAAGUACAUCUCGGAAGUACAGCAGUAUCGAAAUUUCAGUUAGGUCAUGUACUAGGUCACGAAGGCUGUCCAAUCAUGUCCUUAUGUUGUGCCAGGGGUGUCCAAAGUGCGGCUCGGGGGCCAUUUAAACGGCGCGGUACAUUCUGAAAGUAUAAUUCAACAAGAAAACAAAAAAAUCUGCAGUAAAUUUCCAAGAUUAAAAUUCAAAUAUGUGUCAGAAAAAGUUGGAAUCUCAUGAGAAAAUUCAUAAUUUUACAAGAAUAACGUCAUAUUAUGAGAAGUAAUGUCAUUUUGGGAAAUUAGGUUGGGGAAAAAGUCUUGAAGGGGACCAAUGAUGCUUUUUCCACUUUUCUGACCUAUAAAAGUAGUUGGAAUGUUGGAUUGGGAAUGUUGUAUUCUGGUGUUAAACCAUGCCAAAGUUUCCGAUCAUGAUGUUUGCACAUUUGGAAGUCAGCGCUGAAAGAAGUUUGGGAUGGCUCAAAACGCUCUGUUUCUGAAGGCGUUGUAAAACUGUUUCUUUGUGAUGUCACAGAGGGGCGGACUUCCUUAUAUGGUUUGUAGUUAGGAAGCACUUUGGGGCGUGGGACCAAUCACAGUGGAGUGGGCGUGUACAGAAGCGGGCCACCAUGGGUGGAAUAAAUGACAGCACAGCAGACCGUUUGGGCAGGAAGCACAAAUCAAAGGAAAUACAGCAGGAAUAGGUGCAGAUUCUGGAAGAUCUAGAAGUUAAAGUUGGAAUAUUAUGACAAACGACACAAAGUUGUAAUUUUCGGAAAGUAUGUUGGGGGCAAAAGUUAAUAAUAUUAAUAGUAAUUAAAAAAAAUAGUAAUAUUAUGGGUCAAAAGAAAAUGGACAAAUAUUAAAAAAUGGAAAAUAUCAAAGUAGCAAAGUUGCAUACUUUAAUUUCGUGUUGUUGCCCUCAAGGGGAAAAGUUUGGACACCCCUGCUUAGUCUGGACCAGAGAACUGAACUGCAAUUGUGAACAUGGCCUAGGUUUGUGAUCCCAGCACACAAACAACCAAAACACAGACUUGCCUUUUCUCGCAGAUAUCGCCUUCUACCAGUAUUACCAGUACAUUUAUAGCAAUAGUACAUCCUUUUUGCUGUCCAAAUGUGCUCCGCAAUGUUUCAUUUUGGCUCAUGAAAGGUUGAAGAAAACUCAAAAUGACGCAUAGUACCAACUCCACUCGGCUGGAACCCAAAACCACAUUGAACGCAUCACCCCGGCGAGACACAACAACAAACAAAAACAAUACAGGAGGAUAACACUGCCAAUAUAAGACUGCGUUAUCCAAGAGGAGACUGAGGAGCCACUUUUUUUUGGAAUUUGUCCCAUCCACAGUCUUUAUGUGAGACAUGAACACACGUCUUUCUCUUUUUUGUGCGUUCUAAAGAUAUAAAAACAGCUAAAAACAGGCAGCUAAGAAUACAUACAAUGGGACACGCCUAUUCCACCUGUAAAGCCUUUUGAAAAAAGCACCAAAAAGAGACUAGAAAGACGUGUGUUUUCAUGUCUCACACAAGGAUUGUGGAUGCAGACAAAAUCCCACUUUUCUUUGAUAUACACAAUGUAUAACAGGGUACCAUGUCAUUUCUAGCCAUGUAUACAAAGAAUAUACUAGUACAGUACAGUACAGUGGAACAUCGGCUUACAUUGUUAAAAAAUGUCCAGUUAAACCAAAAAGUAUGAUAACGGUGAUUUGUUCCCAUAAGAGGAAAUGUAAACCCCAAAAAACUCCCAAAAAAUUAUCAGAAAAAAAAAAUUAUUAUAAUUUUACCUACAGAAAUAAUUGAAAUAAUUACAAAUGCCAUAUUUUAUGGAUCAAAAGACUCAUGUUACACAAUAAUAACGGGCUGACAUAAUGGAAUUAUGACAUCACACCAAUUCAUCCCAUAACAUUAGAAAUAGCUCAGGUAACCGAUAAUUUCAAGAAAAAAGGCCUGAAGAUGCCGAAGCGUUUAAAAGUGCAAAAGCUUUGCCAGCAACCUCCAUGGCGUCACACCGGCUGCUUGAAGCAUGUGCCCGAAUAUAGUGCACUGUCCUGGGCCACGGCAGGUGUCUCCUCCCCCUCUAUACUCUGGUUCUCCUGAUAGUAGUGACGCGGUAGUAGUCAUGUCAUGGUAUUAGAUUGGGAGAAAUCAACAGGUACAUUUCCAGUCCUUAUUACCUCCAGGUGUACUAACUACAUUUAUUUCCAAAUAUUAAAAAAAGUACAUAUAAAGUAACCAUAUCAGUCUUAAAAAGCAGAAAGUUAUUAAUGUUUUGGGAAAAAAAUAGUGCAUCUCUAUAAAUGACAAUUUAACAUCACUUUUCCACUCAUGUUACGUAGUGCGCUUGAAUGCGUCACUAGCGCACAUUGUUUAUUAGAACGAAGAAAGAGUUAUUCAUUGUUCUGUGUGUGUACUACGAACAGAAAAUAACACAUGACUAAAAGAGUCUAUGGCUGGGAUCUGUCUGUAGUAUCCCAACCACUUCUCAUCAAUGUGUGGAUGCUGUGUAACACAUAACACAGGUUCCAGAUGCCAAGUGGAAUAGCGAGUACGUACCGUCCAGUGGAAACAGGGUGUCUAAAUACUUCCCAUGCGUGGUAACCGACUUAUUUUCACUGUUGCUAAUCCAGGCCUUGAUGACGAUGACCCCUAUUUUACCAGUAUUGUAUUAUUGUAUUAUAUUGUAUAUUGCUAUGUAUCUGCUGAAAGAAGCGGCAAGUGACUGAGACGCUAGCCUAUGCAUGGGUAACAUACAAUAUCUUAUAGAAUUAUUGAACGCAUACAGUAUAUAUGCCGAUGCCGCUCUUCUGUACCCCUAAAUGUGUCUUUUUCCUCCCAAUGCUGUCAAAAGCAGAGUAGAGUGAAAAAAAAUAUGUAAAAACAACGUAUUAUUUUAAUAUUUUACUCUGCUUUUGAAAAAAAAAAAAAACGACUGGAAUUGACGUGUAUAGGCACUAUUUAACGAUGCUAUGGUUACAUAGGUAACACCUGUACAUGUAUCACGUAGUACUGUAUCGCAGGUUUUUAGGUUGCGCUGUUUUUAUUAUCAUUUCUUAAUUAAAACAUAUUCCCCCUCAA
Messenger RNA from Doryrhamphus excisus (bluestripe pipefish), 5735 nucleotides. It is a transcript of the gene parga, whose product is annotated as poly (ADP-ribose) glycohydrolase a. Lineage: Eukaryota; Metazoa; Chordata; Actinopteri; Syngnathiformes; Syngnathidae. The record is from RefSeq and is a predicted model, not a curated record. Gene Ontology annotation, cellular component: nucleus; cytoplasm. Gene Ontology annotation, biological process: ATP generation from poly-ADP-D-ribose; nucleotide-sugar metabolic process; carbohydrate metabolic process. Gene Ontology annotation, molecular function: poly(ADP-ribose) glycohydrolase activity.